GAAGGAAGAGUUGUUUUCGAGAAUCAGUGGCCAAGAAUCUUCAAUAAAAUCUUGUAAUCUUCACGGAGAAGUUAUUUAUUGUAAAAAUAAUGUCUGCGUCCAUCCACCUACUCCCUUGCGCACGGAAAUGGAUCAUCAUCCAGGAUAUCUUUGUAUUAAAGCACAACAUGAUGAUGUGCUUGGCUCAACAUUAAUUCUUUCAUGGAUUCCCAAUUCAACACUAAAAAAGAAUCCACGUAGUUUAGAAAAUCGUACACCAGGGAGUUCUCCAUGUCGUAGUGCUCGUAGCAGUGCCUGUCCUAGUCCAACUUUAGGAAAUCGUUCAUCACAUCCAUCUGGAAAUAUUUCACCUCAUGCUUGCAGUGAAAAAUCGUUUGAUGAUUAUGUUUGUACAUUGCAUAAAACAAUUUCUGGAGAUCAAGAAACAAGUAUUAGUUCUACUGUAUCAGACUUAGGUAGUCCUAAAGAAGAUCUUGGAAGUUUAGACAGUUGGACAGCUAGUGAUUUUACGGAGACUACUACUUCACCAAAUUAUUCACAGACCUCUUUGGAAACAAGUGAUAAAGAAAGAAGUGAUUAUUUUUCAUGUGAAACUAGUCAGUCAUUAAACAAAAGUUCUAUAAUAGCUAGUAAUUCUAAUUCGCUUACUAAUGCAAAAAUUCAGUCGGAUUCUGGUAUAGGACCUGAAGAAGUAAUAGCAGCAUUAGAAUCUAUGAUUAGUGAAAUCAAUGAAAUAGAUAUUAGUUGUGGAGGUUCAAAGUCAAGUAAUAUCAAUUCAAAUGCAUCAGGUACAGACAGUGGAAUAUCUAUUCAAUCAAAUGAUCACAGUUUAUCUUCUCUUAAUAGAACAAAUUAUGAAGGUAAAGCUAAAGUUUCUAAUCAAAUUCAUCCAGAUAAAGAAUUGUUUCCUUAUAAUUCAUCUAGUUCAUCCAGUCCAGAACAUACACUUUCUUUUAAAACUGAAAAAUCAAAAAAUAAAAAGAAUAAGAGUCAUCAUGCUGACAAAGAAAAAACUAAAAAGAAACAUUUUCAUUUAAAUUUAUCACAAGACAGUGAAGAUAUUACUUUGAAGUCAACAUUGAAAACACCAACUCCAGAUAUAAGUAUUAGUCCAAAAAGUGAUAGUUCAGCAACAGAAACUACUUCAAAUAAAGAUCCGGAAUCUUGUCCAUCCAGUGCUGCUGAUUCCAUUCCAAAUUCGCCUAAUCAGCAAAUAAAAUCAAAUUUUUUGUAUGAGGGUACACCCGAAUCCUUAGCCCAUGCUCACAAUCUCACUUUUCCUGAAACUGCUUCAAGUCAGAGUCCUAGUCGUCAGUUAAAACGAGAAAGUCCUUGUGGAAUAUUUUCAGUUGAUCUCAGUCAAAUGAGAAGUUUACGAUUAUUUUUUAGCAACAAAGAAUGUACUUGUGGCCAAUUAGUUAUAGCUAGUCAAGAAAGUCAAUAUAAAAUAUUGCAUUUUCAUUAUGGUGGUUUGGAUAGGUUAGCAAAUGUAUUUGAUGAUUGGAAUUUUCUUUCUAAACCUAAGAAUAAGACAGAUAAUUGCCCUUAUAGGCAGUUUUCUGUAUGUAGACCACAAGUAACUGCUGCAGAAUGUCAUCCUGAAGAAGGUGUCUAUACCACUGUAGACGAACAGAUAUGGAGAGAAUAUAUGAAUGAUGAUGGCCAAAUUGAAGAUGAUUUUCAGUUGAGGAAGGCGAUAUUUUUUGGUGGAUUAGACCAUAAGUUACGAAAGGAAGCUUGGCCUUUUCUUCUUCAUUAUUACAGUUUUCAAUCGACAUUUGAUGAAAGAGAACAAGUUCGUAAUGAUAAAUAUAUAGAAUAUCAAGCCAUCAGAAGGAAAAGGGAUCACAUGUCUUUAGAAGAAAAGGAAGUAUUUUGGAGAAAUGUACAAUGCACGGUCGAGAAAGAUGUUAUUCGUACAGAUAGAUGCAAUCCUUAUUUUGCUGGAGACGACAAUCCAAACAUUGAAAUAAUGAAGUAAGAGGUUAAUUUCAUAUGUAAA
Molecule: messenger RNA, 2002 nt
Organism: Centruroides sculpturatus (bark scorpion)
Lineage: Eukaryota; Metazoa; Arthropoda; Arachnida; Scorpiones; Buthidae
Gene: TBC1D16
Exons: 9
Coding region: 128-1981 (617 amino acids)
Source: RefSeq, a predicted model, not a curated record